Chironomus riparius is the source of this 1491-nucleotide messenger RNA. NCBI's taxonomy places the organism in Eukaryota, Metazoa, Arthropoda, Insecta, Diptera, Chironomidae. The record is from the annotation of a GenBank genome assembly.
AUGACUAAAGUGUGCUAAAUUGAUAAGAAAUUAAGUCCAAUAAAAAUUAUCAAACACAAUUACGGAAGUAAAUAUAAUAACUUUGGUAUUUACAGCUAAAUUAAACUCCAAAAAAGUAACAAAAUUCUUAAAAACAUAAAAGAAUCGACGAUGGUGAUCCUAGCAACAUCAGUUCAAAGUGCAGCUUUGUGUUCUGUUUUCACAGUUUUCAUCAGCACCUACAGACUCCACACAACAGUAACACCACGUGGUGAAUGCGACAAUUGCUGCGAAAUUCGAGAGUCAGUUGACAUUAAGUUCUUCCUUUAUAAUCAAAAAUAUCAGAAAAAUGGAAAGCAAAUCUUCUUAAAUGAUGCAAAAGGACUGAAAAAUCUCAAUAAGACAAUGCCGCUGGCGAUAUUUGUUCAUGGAUUUACAGACAGCUCAAUAGGACCAUCAACAUUGAGUGCUAUGAAGGUUAAGGAUGCAUUUAUGGAAAUCAAAAAUUAUUCAGUAAUACUGGUCGAUUGGAGUCCAAUUGCAGCAUUUCCAUGGUAUCUUGAUGCUGUCAACAAUGCACCACGAGUUUCUCGAUAUAUUUCAAGAUUCAUCAAAUUUCUAGUCAAAUCUGGUGUUUUAUUGGAGAACAUGCAUUUAAUUGGAUUCAGUCUUGGAGCUGAAAUAGCAGGUUUUGUAGGAAAGACUCUAAAAGACUGGGGCAUCCUGUUACCAAGAUUAACUGGAAUCGAUCCAGCUGGUCCAAUGUUCAUGAAUGGCGACACAUCAACUCACAUAUCCAGAAGUGAUGCAAAGUUUGUUGACAUAAUUCACACUGAUGGAGGAAUUCUAGGAAUGCCAUGGGCUGUUGGCCACGCUGAUUUCUUCCCAAAUGGCGGUUUUGCAUCUCAACCAGGAUGCAUCAAUGAGAGUCUUUCUAGAAAUAAUUUGAUUGGUAUUGUUGGUGAGUUUGACUUUUAUUUUUAUCAAGUGAACUUCUGCAUCCUUUAUUAUAUGAUUAAGCUUCAAUUCCCAUUAAAUUUUUCAUGGCUAUGCAUGUUUAGUAGUCACAUAGAAAGGGAAUGGUUGAAUAUUUCAACUAAUACUGUCCUAAAAAUUCAAUUUGCGCUUAACUACAAAACCUCAUCUUCUCCUCAAACAUUUGAAGACAUGACCCAUGAUAAAUUCAAGAUUCAUAAACUAAACUGAUCUUUUUCUAUUCCAGCCGGCUGCAGUCACACCCGCGCUCUCCUGUUUUUCGCUGAAUCAAUUCGCAAACCUCUAGCCUUUCCAUCUGAAAGAUGUGAUCCAAUAAACAAUGAUUCAGCAGAGUGUAAAGAAGACAUUCCAGCAUUUAUGGGUCUUGCAGCUGACAAAAGACUUCGUGGGAAAUUUUAUUUGACGACUAAUGGCGAGGAGCCUUAUGGCAGAGGAUAUGAUUUGAAUGUUUGAGGCUAUCUUGACUGUUAUUAUUAUAAAUGAUGAUAAUUUUGUAUGAAUAAACAUUUUUUUAUC